Monascus purpureus is the source of this 4897-nucleotide messenger RNA. The record is from the annotation of a GenBank genome assembly. Lineage: Eukaryota; Fungi; Ascomycota; Eurotiomycetes; Eurotiales; Aspergillaceae.
GCGGUUUGUUGUUGAGCAGAAAUAGUCAAAAUACAUCUCGUCAGAGAUGCCUGCUGCAGCGGAGCGUCCUCGCUCGUCGCAAGAGGCUCUUCUGAGUCUCGAAAAAGGCACCGCUUCGCCUACGACGCAACUCAAUGAAGCUGCUCACAUUAUAGGCAUUGAUUUGGCGUUGUGCGCAAGUCAUCCACAGACAGUCAAACCUGUCCAGACACCCCAGAAUACCGCCCCAAAGGAAGAAUGGGUUCUACGAUGGUUAUUGAAAAAGUUGAGGACGGGAAAGAAUUACCGUGUUGAGUCUGCGUCUUUCUUACUUUUGAAAAAUCUCGUCCAUUUUAUUCCUCCUAAAAGCCUGGCCACGAUUUUGAAAGAUCAGAAGUUUCUUGAUAUACUGAACGAGUCCGUCGCGGAUCUGAAGGACGCUGUUUUCGCUGCAGUGGAAGAAGAUGGAAUGAACAUUUCGACAUUCGCUGAAGCUUUUGGUUGCUCGGGCUCUGACACCAGUCAUACACUCUCUGAUUCACCUCAUGAAAAUGGUCGACAUAGACAUGGAAAAAAGGGCAUAAAACGGAAGAGGGUCGACGACGACUGUAACGAUGGCAAGGGGGACCCGAUGGAUAUUGACGACCAGCCGCAACAGUCCUUCGCGUCUUGUAUUCUAGCUUUUAUUGCUCUUCUCAGCUGUCUCUACAACUUAGUGUCACUGGCAAAUGGGGCGCCGGGCGUUGACGAGGUAGCAAGUUCUCACCUCAAACAUGCGCUGAGAGGGGAGCUCGAAUCUGUGGCCGUGGCGUUGAGUAGAUCGUUUCAGAUUGCAGCUGUUGCAACGGCCCAGUUCUCGCAUUGGCAGGCAAUUUCUGAAUUGCAGCAGUUGUUCUACCUGUUACCAGCAAUUCUGGAGCUCUGGAGCCUGAGAUCACUUCGUCUCGAUGAUGCGGAAAACAAAUCUAGCAAUGACUUCUUUGAAAAACACUGUUUUGUGCAUGCAUUGAGACUCCAGCUUUGUGUGCUCUCCACUGAGCUCCAAGUCGAUGGGAAAAGUGAAGUGCUCCAUGGACUUGAGCAGCUGAUUGCACUCCAUGUAGUUCUCCCAGCACGGGCAGGCUUCUUCGGUCGAGGCGGUUCUGGUAUAGAUUACUCUGCCGACCAACCAGACUGGAGCCCUGUACAACCUAUCACCGAAACAUUCAGGCCUCUUUUCUCUAAAGCAGUUAGUGAAAGAGCAGAACUAAGGGGGACUCACCGCAACAACAAAGCUUGUGGGACAGCGGUAUUACUCCCCCUUUUUUUCGAAACCGCUGUUCGCUCUGUUCCUAGGGACACAUUCCGACGGCAAACGCAUGAGGCUCCUUGGCUGGAAACCCUAUUUGUAGCUGUUGCAGAGCUGGCGUUUUCAAUUGCUAAGGAAGAAAAUGUGUCGUCUACCUAUAUUUUUGAUUUUGUGCGCGUUCUGGAACAUCUCUUCCGUGUUGUUCUCGAUCGAAAAGUCCAGCUGUCUCUGCACACUCUGCUUGCCCAUGCCCCAUACACCGGUCUUCUGAAGGACGAGCUGGAGCGGGUCGAGUGGAAUUUGACGGCCCUGCUUAUCAAACUUGACGUUGACAUCUUCCUGCCGAACUCGGGACUUAAUGACUCUGGUAGGCUUUUGAACGCUUUGCUGGAAAAGAUCUCGUUACAUUGGCGCCAGGGCACGUCGCGCGAAGAUCCCAGCUAUGGGACCAUCAAGGAUAGCAUCGUAAUCCCUUUGAUGAAUGGAUUCGCUUCCGCAAGGGAUUUAUCCACAUUUGUCCGGAUAUGGCAUGAACAACUGGUGGCCGCAGAACAGGCACGCUCGCAGAACAACAGACUCAGCAUUUUCACUGUUUGGGAGGAUGAUGACUUGUGUGAUGCUUACGGUGAAUUGGUUCGGACUGCCCUUAUAGAUGCUCAGUUAGCCGUGCAAAUUAAAUUCGCUGCAGCUGACGUAUUGACGGGAGAAGGCAAAAUCUCAAACUCCCCUAAUGCCUACGCUUCAACUGUGCAAUUAGAAGCCAGCUUUAGGCAGCGGGGCCUCAAUUUUGAAUCUCUGGAUGAAGCUCUGAACUCAAUUAUCAAGGGCCUGUCAGGGACUUUGUCCUCAAACGAUUCUCUACAUUGGCGCUGGCGCCUGUGGAGGCUUGCCCGGAAUCUACUCGAGCAUAAUGUACAAUCGACCAAUAACCCUCUUGGGGCCGCUAUCAUGGGCUUAGUUGACGUUGCUGCGAAUUCCAUUCAGCACCUCCACAGAAGUUUCAUGGAGAGCUCGGGCUCUUUACUGGAAUCAUUUGAAGCAUACAGGUUCGCCAUUGUCGCCGCUAAAGAUGCCACCAAUCCCGGAAGUUUCGACUCGCUUACUGCAGAAAUUUUGGGCUUUCUAAAGUCCAUCGCUGCCAGCUAUGUCUCAAAACCAACCAAUGCUCCGUGGAAUGGACGGACCGAGACUCUCGAUUCCCCCGCGUGCCUUGGUCUAGGGUACCUUUUCACGCUUCUAAGGGCUCCAACUAUUUGGCGUCAGAUACGACCCGAGACCAGACGCUCACUGUUCGAACGGAUGUUGUCUAUGGCCGCUGCGCAAUAUUGUCCAUCAUGGCGGAGUUUGGAUAAUGUUACAUCUGAUGCAAGAUUUGUCCAGGCUUGGGCCAGCUUAGUCUGUCAUGACUAUCUUCUCAACGUUCCACGCAUUGUCAACGACUUGGUUUCACUCUUGUGUGAGAAAGUCAAGAGGGAUGCCUCUAAUCGCAAGCUGUACGUUGAGAGUCUGCAAAGGAUCCCAACUUUAUUGAUUACGCGCCGGCAUAGGGCCACCCUUCUGGACCUGCUUUUCGAUAUUCUAGAUGAAGACAAUGCAGUUGAAGUUGUUGUCGGGGUAAUAUCUCUGAUGGCGAAAUUAGCAGAGAUGCCAAAGUCAGCUGCCGCGGUAACUGGCGAUUGGGGGCAUAUUUGGAAAAUGGCAAAAGCUAUAUCUCUGCAGGGAACGAUGGAUGACCUUGCAAUCACGCAAGGGUUCCGAAACCUUCACCGAGCUGUCAUGGACAAGUUGCUCGUGCUAUCAGGUGAGGAGCAGCAUAAGCUUUUCAAGAAACUGCAUCGCAGGGUUACUUCGAAGGUUUCCAAGUUGAAAUCGAUCGAGUGUGACUCGAUGGUCUCAUUUUUCUUGAGAAUCUCUGUCUCGCAGCUAUGGGCCCAUCGGAAACAACUCUCGGACGUCGUUAACGAGACGGAGCUUGCUGCCUGUCGCGCUAGAUUGUUUGAACUUGUGAUGGCCGAAAUCAAGUCAGUCAAGGAGCAGUGCAAAAAACACAAGUUCCCGGGAACGACAACCCUGGUCAAGAUUCUGGAUCUGCUGGAAGAUUUUGAAGACUUGGCUACUGCGAAUGGUGAUCUGAAGAAGCUUUUAUCACAGAUUGAGGGCUAUAUUCCACCAUCAGAUGGACACAGUGGUCCAUCCUUGGGAAGAUUGGCUCGACAACGCAUUCUUGCUGGCUGGAGACCCAAGAGCAACGCGUUACCUCUGAUGCAGUGCUCCGAGACUCUUCCUCUUGAGCAACUGUAUGACCAAGAGCUGCAGCUCUUCGUUCGAACCACUACUGAACGAUUCCGAUCUAUGACUGUCGAGAGCCUAGGCCAGGUCAUCAAAGAUGUCAGAGAAACCGGGGGAUUCACAGCCGAGAAUUCCGUGCAUCCUUUGCUUGUAGUUGGUCUGGCUGUUGUUUCGCUCCCGCCUAUCGAAGACAAGGAUAGCACUGUCGCAAAGGAGCUCUCGUCGAUAUGUACCACCAUUACCGAGUCUCUUCCGCACAGCACUUCGAUCGAGCAAUUCUCCUUUGCCACGGAAUGUCUGGAUGUGCUUCUCCGCCACCAUACUCGCUGUAUCACGCAGUGGAACAUCGACAGCCUCCUAACAUCUAUCUCAAUGUGCGUCUCGCCUUUGGGACCACGCAUCAGUCCUGAGUUCGCACCAACGGUUUACAUCCGCCUUUGCCGGUUGAUGGGCGUCCUUUUCAACCUGCACCGUCAAAAGCUCGGAGGUCGCUUUCACCUUAUCCUCCCCGCAAUGCAACGACUUCUUAGCUGCCUCUUCAUCUACGCUAACAAGAAACGCCAUAUCUCUACCCGCAGCAACCAGCAAAGCCCAUACUGGCUUGGUCCCUUGUCAGCGUCACACGCGACAAACUUCACCCGUCUGCUCACCACCCUCUGCGACCCAACAGUAUCCGCCGUAUCCCGUCCGACACACUCGUUUGUUAAUCACGAAGGUCUGACCGACCAGACGAAGAAAGCCAAACGGAUCGCGGGACAAUACCUUCAGUACUUAAUCAUGGAGUACGCACAGUGCUCUCUGCGGGGUUCUCUCGCGCCGGAGGUCAAGGCCGCCAUUUUGCCUGGUCUCUACGCGGCACUGGAUGUCAUGCCCAGGGAUACGAUGCGGGCAUUGAAUGCUGGGUUGGAUGUGUCUGGAAGGGCUGUGUUCAAGGGGUUGUACGAUGAUUAUAUGAGGUUUGGGAAAUGGAAUAAGGCGUAGUAUGGUCAUUGUGUUUAGCACGCAUCAUAUGCAUAUCGGAGUACAUAACAUACAGCAUACAUAUUUUUCCACGUCACCAAUCGUUCUCAUACAGCCUUACUUCUUCAUCAGUCAAAGGAUAAUCCGGUAGAAAAGAUCCUUGCUGUGUGUGGCAUAUAUGCGUGACUUGUAAAUUUUCUUUCUCAUAUAACUUUUUUAUGCUGAUGAUGUAUCUGAAUUUGGAUCUACUACGACUAGUCAGAGUUGUUUUGGCAUCUUUCUCCAAACGGGCGUCCGCGGAUUGGUUCUAAUAUUAAAUGAACCACUCCCCUCUUGUUCCUCUCACUUAUCAUGUUAGUACAGAAGGGGAGGGAAUUGAUA